AUGACGGUGAUAAAAGUGGCCACGGUGGUGUUGGUUGUCGUCGGCGUUGCGGUUGUAGCAAGAAAUCCUGAUAAUGACGCUACCGAAUAUGGCGGUAGUAAUGACGACCAGGAUGAAUCGUGCGCCAGCGGGGAGAAAGGCACAGAGAUCUGGCUGUAUAUAUGUUCGCAUCUCACUCUCUCCAUAUCUAUCUCUGUCUAUUCAUAUCUAUCUAUCUAUCUAUCUAUCUAUCUAUCUCAAUAUGUUAAUAUCUAUUUCUGUUCAUAUCAUUUCUCUCUAUCUAUGAUCAUAUCUAUCUAUCUAUAUAUCUAUCUCAAUCUUUUCAUAUCUAUCUAUCGCUGUUCGCAUGUCUAUCUACCUGUAUAUCUAUCUCAAUCUGUUCAUAUUUAUCUAUCUCAGUCUGUUCAUAUCUAUCUAUCUAUCUAUCUAUCUAUCUAUCUUUGUUCAUAUCUAUCUCAAUCUGCAUGCUCAAAAACAAUGUGCGUGGGUGCACGUGGAUUUUCCUUAUUUUUUAUCUUUUUUCUUUCUUUCUUUCUUUCGUGCAUUCUUUCUUUCUUUCUUUUGAUUGCCUUCCUUUGA
Messenger RNA from Acanthosepion pharaonis, 579 nucleotides. The record is from the annotation of a GenBank genome assembly. NCBI's taxonomy places the organism in Eukaryota, Metazoa, Mollusca, Cephalopoda, Sepiida, Sepiidae.